Hevea brasiliensis (rubber tree) is the source of this 1092-nucleotide messenger RNA. RefSeq names its product chlorophyll a-b binding protein CP24 10A, chloroplastic. Gene Ontology annotation, cellular component: membrane. NCBI's taxonomy places the organism in Eukaryota, Viridiplantae, Streptophyta, Magnoliopsida, Malpighiales, Euphorbiaceae. The transcript is spliced from 2 exons. The coding region runs from base 184 to 948 and encodes 254 amino acids. The record is from RefSeq and is a predicted model, not a curated record. Gene Ontology annotation, biological process: photosynthesis, light harvesting in photosystem I; response to light stimulus.
UCAUUGGUCCGAAAUCUAUCCAACACAAUUACUUUAGAUUUUCAUUAUCCUACAUGGCUACUCACAAACCAUCUCUUUAGAUACUCACUCUCCCUUCAAAACCCACCAAACUGUUCUUAUUUUCAAGCCCAAUUUAAUUUAACCACUAAAAUAUAGUAAUAUAAUCGCUUGAAUUCUGCAGACAUGGCCGCUACUUCUGGUGCUCUGCUUAAUGGGUUGGGAUCUUCCUUCUUGUGUGGAGGGAAGAGAACUCAAGCCUUGCUGGGUUUUGGAGGAAAUAAAACGGGAAGUGGUUCAAGGAAGUUUGUGGUUGUGGCUGCUGCUAAACCAAAGAAAUCUUGGAUCCCUGGUGUUAAAGCUGGUGGCAACUUCAUUGACCCUGAGUGGCUCGAUGGCUCGCUUCCAGGUGACUAUGGAUUCGACCCACUAGGCUUAGGCAAGGAUCCAGCAUUCCUCAAAUGGUACAGAGAAGCAGAGCUUAUCCAUGGGCGGUGGGCUAUGACUGCCGUGGUGGGAAUCUUUGCAGGACAAGCCUGGAGUGGCAUCCCCUGGUUUGAGGCUGGUGCUGAUCCUGGUGCCAUUGCACCCUUCUCGUUUGGCUCUCUCCUAGGAACUCAGCUUCUGCUCAUGGGAUGGGUGGAGAGCAAGAGAUGGGUGGAUUUCUUCAACCCCGAUUCACAGUCGGUGGAAUGGGCAACUCCAUGGUCAAGGACUGCAGAGAACUUUGCUAAUGCCACUGGAGAACAGGGAUACCCGGGAGGGAAAUUCUUUGAUCCAUUAGGGCUUGCAGGGACAAUAAAGAAUGGAGUUUACAUUCCUGAUGUGGAAAAGCUUGAUAGACUCAAAGUUGCAGAGAUUAAGCAUGCUAGGCUUGCCAUGGUUGCCAUGUUAAUUUUCUACUUUGAGGCUGGUCAGGGAAAGACCCCUCUUGGAGCUCUUGGGUUGUAAAAUUUAUGAAAGAAAUUUAUAUUAAAUGUGAAUGUAGAUACAGUGUUUCAUUUAGAGGACAAUGAGGAAGGAAAUGUCAUCUGAUAGCCAUGAGUAAUGAGUUCCCUCAAGUAUAAUUCAAAAUUCUUUUGGCUUUGGCUUGCA